UGUGUGUUUUCAUGGGAAGAGGGAGUCACUGAUGUGUCUGUCACUGAUGACGCUCCAUGAGUGUAAGUUUGAGGCAUAUUCUCAGUCUGAUGCUUUGCGUCUGUAAUUUAAGAGCUCCGCCGUCGUGAUGAACAUACAGAUGAUCAAUACCGCGAGAAAAUGGAUCGCAUCGUGCAGCUUGAACCUUUAGUAUCAUACGCCGAGGUGAAAUGAGGUUGUAAUUCGUCCAAAAUGUGACAUGGCACAAACUCAGCGGGCUCACGGUUGGACAGCCGAGGUGUCAUCGAUCUGAUCUGAUAUGAUCACUGAUAAAUAAAGCGGCGAGAUGGAUCUCCUCUCCGUUUCUCCUUGACGCGCGCUGGAGAGAGGCAGGCGGAACUAAGCAGCGCGACCACCGGCCAAUGUACCGGGGGAACGGCGGCGUGACAGCGGCCCGGGAGCGGCGGCGGUGGUCUUGAGAUCCGUUCCUUCGGGUUUUACGCAGCGAGGCGCGGGGAACAAUGGGCUGCGCUCCCAGCAUCCACGUCUCGCAGAGCGGGGUGAUCUACUGCCGCGACUCGGAUGAGUCCAACUCGCCCCACCAGACCACAACCAUCUCGCAGGGCACGGCGACCACUCUGCACGGCCUCUUCAUUAAGACCGACGCGGCGGACACCAUCCCCUCCGUGAUCGCGUACCAGAGCAGGCACACACGGACCAACUCCCACCGAGAGCGGAGAGAGAACAGCGGCGGACACAUGUGCACGGAGGCCGAGACUCAGACCAGCAGCACCAGCGUCAAGGUGUCUGCAGCAGAAGAGCGUUUGGGGCCAAUGCGACUGACCCAGGAGCCCAUUCAGGUGUUACUGGUCUUCGCUAAAGAGGACAGUCAGAGCGAUGCGUUCUGGUGGGCGUGUUGAGAGGGGCGGGGUUCAGGUGUGUAACAUCGCACGAAAACACCUGAGUCUGCGGUGGAGUGUUUCUUGGAUAAACACCACGAGAUCGUCAUCAUUGAUGGCCGGCACUCAACGAAAAUGUAAAAAACAACUUUUUGUUAUUGUAUGUUUUUAAACAGGAUGAUUCGAGUGACCAAGCCUUCUGAACACACUGUUAUUUUAGCAGUGAUGCCACAAACUCCCUCAGAUCAGGAGGAACCAUCUGUCCUUCCUCUUCUCUCUGCUGGCUUCUCCAGAAGGUACCUGGAGAACAGCAGUGUGUCAGCCUGCUAUAAUGAGUUAAUCCAGUUAGAACACGGAGAGGUUCGAGCUCAGUUUAAACUGAGGGCUUGUAACUCUGUGUUUACCGCAUUAGAACAGUGUCAGGAAGCCGUGGAGAUCAGCAGUGAAGAUCAUGUCAUACAAUAUGUAAAUCCAGCAUUUGAAAAGAUGAUGGGCUAUCAUAGAGGCGAACUGAUCGGUAAAGAGUUGACCGAACUGCCCAAGAGUGACAAGAACAGCGCCGACCUGCUGGACACCAUCAACACUUGCAUCAAGAAAGGAAAGGAAUGGCAGGGGAUCUAUUUCUCACGGAGGAAGUCAGGGGACAGUAUUCAGCAAUAUGUCAGAAUCACUCCUGUGAUUGGCCAGGGAGGAAAAAUCCGCCAUUUCGUGUCCAUCAAGAGGCCUUACACUGACAACCACAGACAGGUUCAUAAGUUGAGCAAAGAAGAGAAAUGCUGUGGUGAACACUCUCAAUCAGAAUGCAAUUCCUUGCGUCACAAGGACCGGAGGAAAGAGUCUGUGGACGUCAGAUCCAUCAGCUCUCACAGCAGUGAUGCUCCCAGUCUACAGAACCGCAGAUAUUCCUCUAUGGCCAGAAUCCACUCCAUGACUAUUGAAGCUCCAAUCACUAAGGUGAUAAAUAUAAUUAACGCAGCGCAGGAGAGCAGUCCUGUGACAGUAGCGGAAGCUCUGGAUCGUGUUCUGGAGAUUCUGAGGACCACCGAACUCUACUCACCCCAACUGGCCUCAAAAGAGGACGAUCCACACACCAAUGACCUGGUGGGGGGGCUUAUGAGUGACGGACUCAGAAGGCUCUCUGGGAAUGAGUAUGUCUUCUCCAAAAGUGCAUUACACAAUAUGAGUCAGAGUCAGCUGGCAGUGCCUGUCCCGUUAAAUGACAUCCCGUCCUCCAUCGCAGAGCUGCUCAAUGAGGAGGAAUGCUGGGAAUUCAAUAUCCUGGAGCUGGAGGCAGCUACUCACAAGAGGCCGCUCUCAUACCUGGGGCUGAAGAUCUUCUCUGCUUUUGGCGUGUGUGAGUUCCUGAACUGCACAGAGGCCACGAUGCGCUCGUGGCUGCAGGUGAUCGAAGCUAAUUACCACGCAUCCAAUUCCUACCACAACUCAACACACGCCGCAGACGUCCUGCACGCCACAGCCUACUUCCUGCGCAAGGACAGAGUCAAGGGCAGUCUUGACCAGUUGGAUGAAGUAGCGGCACUGUUGGCAGCAACGGUCCAUGACGUUGAUCACCCGGGCCGCACCAACUCAUUCCUGUGCAACGCAGGCAGUGAGCUGGCCAUUCUGUACAAUGACACGGCCGUCCUGGAAAGUCACCAUGCUGCUCUAGCGUUCCAGCUUACUGUACGAGACAGCAAGUGCAACAUCUUCAAAAACAUGGAAAGGAAUCAGUUUCGAACCCUACGGCAGGCCAUAAUAGACAUGGUGCUGGCGACAGAAAUGACACGACACUUUGAACACGUCAACAAGUUCGUAAACAGCAUCAACAAACCCAUGAGUGCCAUUGAGGAGAACAGCUCCAGUAGUGAAGGCAGUGAUUGUGAGGGUCAGGCCAGUAUUCGCAACUCUCCUGAGAAUCGUCUGUUAAUUAAACGGAUGCUGAUUAAAUGUGCCGAUGUGGCCAAUCCCUGCAGACCUCUGGAGCUCUGUAUUGAAUGGGCUGGUCGCAUUUCAGAGGAGUACUUUGCUCAGACUGACGAGGAGAAAAGACAAGGUUUGCCGGUUGUCAUGCCAGUGUUUGACCGGAAUACCUGCAGCAUUCCUAAAUCCCAGAUCUCAUUUAUCGACUAUUUCAUCACGGACAUGUUUGAUGCCUGGGAUGCCUUUGCCAGUUUGCCAGGUCUUAUGGAGAAUUUGGCGGAGAACUACAAAUACUGGAAGAACUUGGAUGAGAUGAAAUGUAAAAGCUUACGGCCUCCGCCUUCUCAGUGACUCUCAUGACUAUCUUACCGUCGAGGUCAAAGGUCAGAGGUUACGCCAUGAAUGUAGCAUCUCUACCCGGCCUCCAAGUUUCCGUCCAUUGAACAUAGAUCAGCAGCCCUGUUUCCCUGACGACGCUCCACCCCUAGCGACAAUCGCCCGGUAACAAGGGUAAAACAGACAAACGACAAAACGAAUGCACUUUAUCAGCAAACAGUCCUCAUCCAGCAUCUUUUUACUUUCUUCUCUUCUCUUUUAAAAUCCAUCUGUUCUCCCAGCUGUUUUUAAUGAUUUCUGGACAGUGAUUUUUUUGUAAUGUCUGACACAAGAAGACAAAGACUUAUCUUAGUCCAGUAGAGGACUGUAUAUACUAUAUGUGCUCAGAUAUGGAACUGAAACAUGAAUGAUCAGAGAGGUCUGUGUCUGUACAUGUACACAAAUAACAUUAACAGACAUGUGGAACCACAGAUCCAAAUGCCAAAAGGGCUUUAAUUGGAAGCAGAGUGUCAGUGAGACUGAUCUACUUAGGAAACCAAAAAAGGACCCAGUACCGAGCCCUGAGGCAUGCCACAUUUUCCCCACUAUUGAUCUGUUAAAAUUCAACACAUAUAUUUUGACACAAUAUUGUUGACAGAAGCAAAUGUCAAGUUGCCAAAAUGGAAGAAAUGAAGACAUGUUUGUAUUCGGAUGAUGAAACUGUAUUGACCAGCACUGAACGCGAUUCAGUGUACGAGAAUGUAAAAACUGCGACGGAUCAGCCCAUUGUGGGCCGUCAUUAUUCCGGCACUUUCUGUAUCAGAACGACUCAAGCCUUUCUCAGACUCCAAGGACUGGUGUGUAAUAAUCAAUAAUUUUGAUAUAAAUAGCCAACAAUAACAAAGAAUAUAUUUCUCAGAAACACUGUAUAUCCAGACACAUACUGUAAUAACGUGAAACUUUAUGAUGCGUGUGUGAGUGAAAGUGUGUUUGUUACGAUGUGCUUAGUGAUGAAUGUAUUUGCAUAAUUCUUACAUUUUACACAUGACAGUUAACAUUCCUAUUUCACACAACAGUCCGUACGGAUGCAACAUUCCCUAAUCUUCUACUGUGUGUAAACCUAAAGUCCAGCACAGCCUCAUUAUGAGACCACCGACACGGUGACGUUUGCUCAUGCUGAUAGGUGGGAUCGCACAUAUUUUAAGUGUUACACUAUUUUUAAGUAUUAUUUAUUUACAAAUGAGCUCGGCUGUAUAUCGCUGUUAGAAUCUUUUACCAUAGACACGCAUCACCAACGAGCUUCAAACGCUCACCUUUUGUAGCCCAAAAACCAGCGCCAAAGGUGCGUUUAUAAUCAAACACGAUGAUGAGUUUUAAACAGAUGUUUGGCUAAAGCCGUUUCGACUGGAAAAAAAAAGUAGUUUAGAUUUUCUGGAAAUCUGUCACACAAGACAUUUUUUUAAAAAACCCAAAUAUUUUUAUUAAAUGUAACUAUUGGUGUCAUUUGUUAUUUGCGCACCUAAUUUUUACCGGGUUACAUUUGGACACAUAGUUGAAUUGCAUUGGCUCGCAGACAGGCUUAGUAGGAAUUUAUUAAAUGUUUAUAUUCUGUCAA
This is a messenger RNA of Cyprinus carpio (common carp), 4728 nucleotides long. RefSeq names its product high affinity cAMP-specific and IBMX-insensitive 3',5'-cyclic phosphodiesterase 8B-like. The record is from RefSeq and is a predicted model, not a curated record. Gene Ontology annotation, molecular function: 3',5'-cyclic-AMP phosphodiesterase activity. Gene Ontology annotation, biological process: signal transduction; regulation of DNA-templated transcription. The transcript is spliced from 22 exons. Lineage: Eukaryota; Metazoa; Chordata; Actinopteri; Cypriniformes; Cyprinidae.